Molecule: messenger RNA, 2500 nt
Organism: Hydra vulgaris (swiftwater hydra)
Lineage: Eukaryota; Metazoa; Cnidaria; Hydrozoa; Anthoathecata; Hydridae
Source: RefSeq, a predicted model, not a curated record
UGAUUGAAAGGUUAGAAACCAAUAAAGGAUUUGAUUGGUAGAUUUUUGAAUUAAUACAAUUCAAGAAAUGAGAAAUUGAAAUUAGUUAUUCUAAUUGACUAAAAUACUCCAGAGUUAAAAAAUAGUGUCACUACUACACUACAUUAAACAUUAUAUUUGAACGUUUCUUUAAAAGUAUAAAACUUGCAAAUGUAGUUUACCGAUACGAAGUUACCAGAAUUUUAUAUUAGUUGGAUUAUAAAAAGUUAAAAAAAUUACUUUUAUUAACAAAAUUUAUUAAACGGCAGCAUGUUAUUUUGGUUAAUUUGAAAAAAGGUUUGAAAUGGUUUACAUGUUUGACAAAGUUCUGUAAAUUUUAUUCAAAAUAAUUAAUUAAAAAACUUAGUUAAAAGCCUAAUAAAACAAGAUUUGUCAAUAUCACGGAGAUAGAGAACAGUUUAUCAAUAUUACGAGAUAAUAAAACAUCAUAAUAGACAUCUUAAAAAUAUUUAAUGCAGAAAUUUCAUAAUUAUGAUUAUUAUGGUUUUAACAAUUUUUAUGCUCGACCAAUCGUGUAGUUUUUUUAUUCAACGUGGAAAAAAUAGCGAUAUUGUAUCUGGAAACCCUGAAUAUUGUUCAGGGUUAACGUUUUGCCAGUGCAUAAACAGCACAUUUUUAGACUUUGAUUCUAAAUUAAAUUGCGGAAACCAAUUACCAGCUUGCAGGUUACUAAUAGAAGGCAGAACGGUUGGAAUAUACACAGCAUUUGGAAUGUCAUCAUAUAAUCUAAUCCUUGCUACAGACACUAAUGACCCAGUGUGCAAUACAGAACCUAUCCCAGUACCAAUUUUUGUGCAAGAUUAUCAAAAUAUAAUGGUUUGGAAUCCAGUUUAUAAUACCCUACUUCAAAGAGAUUUUUCUGCAUCAAUUAAAGACAUAUCUAAGGUUGAGUUAAAGAUAAAGAGUCAUUUGCAAGGACUGCUAUUAAAAGUUUUUAUCAACUGCGACAAUAAAGAACAAUGCAUUACAAUCAAAUUUGAAGGAAUACAAGAAUAUCCAUUGAAUCCAGAUUUGUUUUCAAAUUAUUUGGGUGCAUAUUCAACAUCGGCAUCACCAUCGGUAAUAUCAAGAAUGUCAGAGAUAACAUCGUUAAAAGUCUCGCCUGCUACUUCAAGUAUGAAAUUAACUACAAUAAUAAUUCCAAUCAGUUUCAGUACAUACAAUACAACAUUUCAAACGAUCACUGCUUCAUCAUACGAUGAAACCCUUCAAACUACUAAAAUUUCUAGUCUAUAUAAUAAUAAAUUUGAAACCAUCAAUGUAUCAUCAUAUAAGAUUACAUUUCAAACCAUUAAUGCAUCAUCAUAUAACACUACAUAUGGAACCAUUAAUUCAUCAUCAUAUAACACUACAUUUGAAACCAUUGAUGCAUCAUCAUAUAACACGACAUUUCAAACCAUUUAUUUAUCAUCAUAUAAUACUACAUCAUCAUAUAACACUAUAUUUAAAACCAUCAGUGCAUCUUUAUACAAUAAUUCUACAUUUCUACCCGUUAAUGUUUUUAGUUCAUUUAAUAAUACAUUUCAAACCAUUAAUGCAUCUUCAACCGUUUUUACAAUAGAAAAUAGCAUAGCGAGUUCAAUCCAAAAUAUAAAUCAAUCUAAAAGUGUUAGUUCAAUCAAUAUUGCAAGUCCAGUUAGAGUUUCAACUCCUUCGAAUUUUGUUUCAAGUCCAGUUAUAAUCUUAACUCCUUCUAAUUUUGUCCAGUUAUAUUUUACUGAUUCUAUUUUAACACCAUUAGUACAAACUGCUAUGCUAACCUACUCACAAGUAACAAAAGAAUCAACAAUUGAAUUAAAAAUUACAAAUCAGUAUAAUGCAACAUUAGUAACUGUUUCAACAAGUAUCUAUGUAGAAAAUACUACGAUACUUCCACCACAAAGUGACGCAUUAACGACUAAGACUUUUGCAGCUCAAGUCAUUAUUGGCGUCUCUGCAGUCCUACUCCUACUGGUAUUUUUAUUCGCGUGCUUCCUCGCAUACAAAAGGAAAAGAAGAAAAUCACAAUUUAAAAUUCCAAAAACGUUUGAUACAGGACUAGCAAGCCUCACAGAUGUUUCUUUAAACAACCAUGCUGCAAUGAUCCGAAUGGAAAAUAACUCUCUAAGUACGUCAGCAUCAAUGAUGAACAACGCUCAUCUAAAAUCGAAUCCUAUUUACCUUGACUAUUUCGAACAAGAGUCGUUAAAUGGGCUAGAAGAUAUACCAAUAGACGAGCAGAUAACAAGCAAGUCGCUAGAUGAGUCUUUCAUUUUUGAGAAAAAUUAUUCUUACAAAAAAGAUACUAAAGUUAAUAACAGACGUUUAAGUGUAAUAUUUUCUGUUUCACAAAGUUUAGAGUCAACUGUACCAAAAGAUGAUGAACAAAGCAGUCAUAAUGAUUUUCCAUUUUCGUUUUCAAUAGAACAUGGUUCGACUCCAAUUGUUAACAAAAUUUAGAUAUAAAAUUUUUAUAUGAAAA